AUGGCGUCGGGAAAGUCGGAAAACCGGGAAGAUCCGAUGAACAUCUCGGCCGGAACGGAAGAGGAGACUAUAGCGCAGCGACAGAAGCGGCUGCGGCGAGUGAGCUUCGCCGACCGGGAGAUUACUUCCAUCCACAUUUUCAAGCGAGACGAAGAUUACGAGACGCCGCCCAACUCCUCCGCCUCGAAGCCGCAAAACGCUGAACAAGCUGAUACAUCAGAGUCUGAGGACAAAGUGAUUAGGUUUUUCGGAGAAUUAGCUAACAGCGAAGACACGGAAGGAGAUGGAGAUGGUGAUGGUGAAGACGAGGCUGUAGUGGAGAAACUAUUCUUGCGGCCUAAAGGUUCCCCAUCUUCAGGAGGUAGCACUAUUGGUUCUGCUACAAGAAGCGAUGACGAGGACAAUUUCUUCGGCCCUGUGUCUUCUCAUUUUAUCAACCCUGGAAGACUGUCGGACGCUACCAUCUCUGAAGAACACCAUGAUAUUACGAUGGACUCCACAGCAUUUUCAAUGCAUUUCCGGAGUCUUGCAAUGUCAGAGUCUGGAGAGUUACAGACCCCCUUGAGCAGCCACCUUCCAGUAGAAGAGAAAACACCAACUCAGGUUACCUCCACAUCUGAUACAGGAAGUGCAAUGGAGUUAACAAACCCUAAGAUGCGAUUCCCAAAAUCCCAUGUACCUGUUGACAAAGGAAGUGGUGGUAAAGACUCAAACGACAUGAGUAUUGUGGGCGAAAAUUCUCGAAAAUAUGAUUACGGGCAUAUAUCUCCUACACUAGCAGCUUUAUUGGCAGAUGAAAGCAAAGAAUUUCCUCCCGCAUCUUCAGACACACCCAUCCAUGAUUUUUCCUUCUCCCCUCAAAAUGGUGUAGAUAGCAGUGAUGCUUCUCAAAUGCUGUCACCUUAUGGUUCUGGCUGUCACCCUCAAAUAGUGCUGCAGGAAUCAGAAAGCCAACGUUACAGAAAAGAGACUUCCCUUUCCUCGUCAACUACUAGAAGGCAAAGUGCGUCUUUAGUUGGUAUACUGCCACAGUCCUUAACUUGUGUUACUCCUUCCCCUAAACAGGGUGGAAGCUUUAUGAGCAGGGAAACUCUGGCACUAGUUGAGAGCUUGUCAACCAUCCAGAAAAGCAAAUCCAGACUUGGAUUGAUUCCAUCCUCUCCUGGUUCUGCUCUUUUUCAAAGAAUUGAGAAAUCAAAGCUUCAAUUGUCCGAACACCGUUCUGUGACUACCCCAUCCACUAUUGGCAGGGAAGAAAUAGUUGUCCGCCGGGAAAAGCAUGCAGAUAUCCCCAUUACUAACUUGGAUGAUUUGUUAUCUGAACAUGAUAAUAGAACACCAGUCUCUGAAAAGAAAGGCAUACCAGAUCAAUGCAGUUGUGGUGCAUUGAGCCCUGCUGUUGACAGUAGCGAUGCGUUUGCAGGCAUAAGUUCAGAAGAAAACACUAAUUCUGAGAUAGAGGGUUCACUCUUAAAACAGCAGGAAAUAAAUCAUACAGCCAGCACCCCUGAUAAGUUUGUGUCAUCUCUAGCAAAUUCGUCAAAUGCAACGAUGUCAGCAUCGAAGAAUUUUGCUACUCUUCCUGAUAAAGAGCAGCAGAGUAAAGACAUUGGCAAAUCUGAGACUGCGGAUGGAUACGUAACCAAGGAUUGUGCUAGUAAUUAUUCUAUGAAUACGUUAUCUGACAAAGUGGAUUCUCUGCUUGAAGAAUCUAGCGUAUUACUUAGCGAGUCAGGUUUCUCGAAUGGCUCUGCUCAACAAAAAGAGAAAGGCAGCGUGUUGAACAAAAAUCAAAACAGAAGCAACAACAUCAGUGAUGCCCAUUGUGAAACAGAAGUUAUCUCAACUGAAGACUUUCCUGCAGUGACAGAAGACCCUUUUGGUACAUCUGGCUCUUCAUCUAUAGACAGAAGUAAGAAAAAGGCUUCACAUGCUAAGGGGCCAUCCAGAUUGAAAAGGAAAGCCAAAGAAGUAGAUCAUGCUGCUAGAAGUCGUAGCCCUAAAGUUAGGAAAAACACACAGUAUAUUCCAAAUCCAGUGAUGGACCACCCUGAUGGAAACUAUGAUGCUAACAACUACCGUGUAGUUCGCGAACAAGUAAUAAACUGGGUAGACAUACCAGGAAAAGUAUCUGUAGAAAUCAAUCAAAUGCUUGCUCCAUUGGCAGAUAAGCUGACCUCAAGACUGAUAUGCAAGCUGGAAGAUAUGUUAACACACUUGAAGAAGGUUCAUUUGUGUGAGAUGCUCUGUCUUCAAAUUCAAUCUCAGAAAGUAUGUGACGAUUUGAGUGGUGCGAAGACAAAGAGACGUGCAGAGAGUAGAUCAUUACUCUGCAAGUUAGCCUAUGAAAAAGCCAAACUUGAGUUGCUGCACCUCAAGCAAGAGAUAAUGAUGGAAAAGUUUCAAGCAGUGAGCACCGGUGUACAAACAUCUGAAAUAUUGAGGUUAAAUUGUGCCAAGCUCUUACGUCAACAUGGUUUCCAUUCUACUGGCUUGUUAAAUCGUGAGGAGACUCAUGAGGUUACUACUAACAAAAGAGCAGAGAUAACACAGGAUAUCAAAGUAUUGGACUCAAAAGUCAAGACCUUGAUCAAAUGUGUUCAUACAUGCAACAAGAUUACAGGAGAACCGGCGUAUGCAGACACUAUUAAGAUUGCUGAAGAUAAUUUGAAAAAGAAAAUGAGUUGCAGAUUUCUACGUCAGGAUAUUCUGAUCUGGAAAGUUGACAGUUUGGGUGAAAAAUGUCAGAGCAUUGUUCUUAACUACAGUGGCUUGAUCAACCAAAGGCUCACAUUAAAGCCUGGCCGUGUGUCAUGUGUACUAAUAUCAAACAGUUUGAGUGAUACAUUCUUUAAGCAUUUCCCAGGGAUGAAUGUUUCAAUUGCGGUUAACUCCUUAUUUAAUGCCGAAUACUCCCAAAAGUAUGUUGGUACUAAUACAUUGUUGGAGAUUACACAGAAAACCAGUUUGGUCUUACAAAAUCUGCUAGAUGUGGCUGAGGAAUUACAAUUAGCUCGAAUGGAGAUACCAAACUUGGUCCGAGGAGCCUUUGAUUCUCCAUCAGCGGAGCAGCUUCAUUUGCAGAUUAGUUUCAUUGAUUGCACAAACUUGAGAAAAGUAACCAUGGUUCUGGAUGUCGCAUGUUUGACCCAUGGGAAGUAUCCUGGUGACAUAAUUCCUUUCGAGUUAGUAGAAGUUUCAGGCACGAAAAGAGAUGGUGCUGUGUCGGAACAAGUGAUGAAUGAGAUAGAAUCUGCAAUGGAUAAUGUUGGAGUGGGAUAUCCUCGGAUAUUGAGACUCUGUCGUUGCAUUUCCAAAUUGUUGAAAUCACAAAGCAGGAGAUGA
This is a messenger RNA of Arabis nemorensis, 3345 nucleotides long. NCBI's taxonomy places the organism in Eukaryota, Viridiplantae, Streptophyta, Magnoliopsida, Brassicales, Brassicaceae. The record is from the annotation of a GenBank genome assembly.